AUGAGCCGACGUGUCCCGAUAGAGUCACAGGCUGUUGACGCACCGCUGACAUGCUCAGCAACGUUUCUUGUGCUCUCAAUCACGGACUCUCCGGGUGCUGUCGACACGAUUAAAUCCACGCUGGCGGGGAUUGACGGUCUGGCCAAGAAUGUAGCUAUACGGGACCUUAAUGCAUCCUUUGCUUGCACGACUGGCAUAGGCAGCGAUGCCUGGGAUCGCGUCACUGGACUUCCCAGACCAUCGGAGCUGCAUAAGUUUCGAGAGGUGAAAGGAAAGCAGCAUAUAGCGGUGUCAACGCCAGGAGACUUACUGUUCCAUAUUCGUGCCGAGAGGAGAGAUUUGUGCUUUGAAUUUGAGCGACAGUUGAUGGAGCAAUUGGGCGAUGCCGUGAAGAUGGUAGACGAGACCGUUGGCUUCCGCUACUUCGAUGUGAGAGAUCUUCUCGGCUUCGUUGAUGGCACAGCCAAUCCAGUCGGACAAGCAGUGCCGAACUCGGUCGUCAUUGCAGGGGAGGACGCCAACGCCAUUGGGGGCAGCUAUAUCGUCGUCCAGAAAUACCUCCACGAUAUCAAAGGCUGGAAAAAUCUUCCAGUCGAGAAGCAAGAAGCCAUUAUUGGCCGGACAAAGCUGGAGAACGUUGAGCUAGACGAUGCUCCCGAUGAUCAACAGAAGGCGCACAAGACGCUUGCCACCAUCGAGGAUGAGCAAGGCAAUGAGCACGACAUCUUGCGAGAUAACAUGCCAUUUGGAAAUCCUGCGAAAGGAGAGUUCGGCACGUACUUCAUCGGGUACUCGCGCAAGCUCUGGGUGACAGAGAAGAUGCUGGAGCGCAUGUUCAUUGGUGAUCCGCCGGGUUUGCAUGACAGAAUCCUGGAUUAUUCGACUGCAGUGACCGGCACGACGUUCUUUGCACCCUCUGCGAGUAUUCUUGCGAAUCUGGAUCCGAGUUAA
Molecule: messenger RNA, 951 nt
Organism: Cyphellophora europaea CBS 101466
Lineage: Eukaryota; Fungi; Ascomycota; Eurotiomycetes; Chaetothyriales; Cyphellophoraceae
Exons: 1
Coding region: 1-951 (316 amino acids)
Cellular component (GO): cytosol
Molecular function (GO): peroxidase activity; heme binding
Source: RefSeq, a predicted model, not a curated record